Molecule: messenger RNA, 2205 nt
Organism: Camponotus floridanus (Florida carpenter ant)
Lineage: Eukaryota; Metazoa; Arthropoda; Insecta; Hymenoptera; Formicidae
Product: intraflagellar transport protein 81 homolog
Exons: 13
Coding region: 256-2181 (641 amino acids)
Biological process (GO): intraciliary transport; cilium assembly
Cellular component (GO): intraciliary transport particle B; centrosome; cilium
Molecular function (GO): tubulin binding
Source: RefSeq, a predicted model, not a curated record
GCACCUUAAUACGGACGCAGUUGAUGCCAAUCUGCCGCAAUAUUCUGUUUGAAUCUGCUCGCAUGCUGCUGGCAGACUGUUAACAUUUUACUUUCUGGUCGUUGUCAGGGCAACCGAAAGCAUAACACAGGCCAUGCUACAUGCCAGGUUGCAUUCAGCCAUUUAUAUAUUUUAAUGUUGCAUUGUAUCAGAUAUAAGUUGCAUUACUUUGAAAUAUUUUCUUUUUCGCGAUAGAAAUCCGCAACUAACUGCAUCAUGAGUGAAAAUGUAAAAUUUAUAGUGACAGAAAUAAAUAAAUUGUUAGGACGGAAUUAUAAUGUAAUUGGGUUUAAUGCCUUAACUGCUGAAGAUUUAUUGCAGAUAUUAUACAAUGUUCUUAUGAAAAUACAACAACAAGAUGGUUUAGAUGAUGUUAGAUUGGACUCUGCAGAAGAACAUUCUAUAUAUAUUUUGACAGUUCUCCGAAUACUUAAUUAUCAACCUAAUGUGGAUCCUACAACAUUUAGACAAGGUUUAGUCCGAGGUGAAAUCGAAAUUAUCCAUCCUAUAUUGACAUGGCUCUUGACGCAUAUUGAUAUAGUUCAGAAAAGAGCGUAUCUAUCACGAUUUCUCGUCAAGAUAGAAAUUUCACCAGAGUAUUUAGCAGACUCGGAAAUUUCCUCUUUAUACGAACAGUAUUUAUCCUUAGUCGAUAAAUUUAAGACAAUUCAUAAAGAAAGAGAAAUAGGAAAGAAGAAUGUUGAAACUGCCGUCGAAUUGGCAACAGAUCUACAAGCAAUGGAAAAAGAAAAAGAAGCAGUGAUUGUGCGUAUUGGUAAAAUCAAAUCAAAAGCUGAACUUGCAUUGCAUUUAUUGGACGCCUGCAGAUUAUUACGAAUAGAAAGAGAUAAAGAACGUGAUUUAAUAUUGGAGAAAGAGCAAGAAAAGGAUACUAUGUUUAAUUUACAAAAUUCUCUUCAACGAGUUGAACGCGAGUUACACGCUUUGAAACGUGAUAGUACUGGACUCACACCGCAAAUAUUAAUUCAACAUUUGACAGAAGAAGUAACGGUGCAAUCUGCAAUCAUAAAAGAAAAACUUCCAUCUGAAUUAAACGCAAAAAAAAAUUGGAUAAAAGCUUUGUCAAUAGUGAAGGAAUAUUCUUAUUUAGGUCCAGAUAAAAUCAUGGUCAUGAGAAACGAUUUGGAUAUAAUAUUAAAGAAUAUACAAGAUUUAAUAGAAUCGAAAAUAUCUAAAAAUGAUAUUGAUAAAAUGGAACCGUUCCGACAACAAGCUGCCGCUGUUGGAAAUAUGAAACGAAAUGCUCUCGAGCGUUUAGAGAAGAUCGAAAGUUCUUUAGAAGAAUUACAAUUACGAUUAAAAGAGAAACAAGAUUAUUCGAAAAGUUUAUUGCAAACAUCGGUACCUAGAGCGGAGGAAUUAAAAAAAUAUAUCAAUCGUCUAAAAACUAAGAGUACAGUAUAUAAACGAUGCAAAACAGAGAUAGCUGGCCUACAAGCAGAAAAUGGUGUACUUCAUCGAACAGCGGCUAUUUUAGACGUAAAGAUUACGCAUUUUUACCCAACAGAUGUUGUAUCUAAAGUAGUGAUUCCAGAAAAUUAUACAUUAGAGAACGCAUUAGCAACAAAUAAUCAGUUGUCUCAUUCAAUAUUGGCUCUGCGUACCAAUCUUGCUCCAAUCAUAAGAGACAUCAAGACACUGCGCCAAACAGCGCGUGAAACUGACGAAAGAUAUCAUAAGGCAUAUAAGAGUCAUAACACAGUAGAAACAAAUAUGAAAAGUACUACGAGUGAUUUAUUAUCUGAAACGAAACAACUGAAAGACAAAUUAUUAAAGAAUAUUCAAGAGAAAAAAAAAUUGCAACAAAAUAUUGCAAAAAUGAAAAUUACCGAAGAAAAAUUACGCAGUGAAACAGAGACUAAUAUUGAUUUUAACAACGUAAAAGAAACAUUAAAACAGGAAUUACAAAAAGUUAUCAUGUUAGAAGAAGAAGCUUUAAGAAAUUUGAAUAAGGAACAAGAAAAAAUAAAGCAGCACAUUAUACAAUAUGAAAGUCAAACGCAACAAUGGAAUAAUAUUAUAUCAAUUUUUUCAUGCAAAAUUCGAUGUGCAGAAGAAAGUAAACAAACUGAUGGUAUAGUUGUACGAAGAGGAGGUGCUGAAACUCUUGUGUUGCAAUAAUAUUGUUUAUCACUUAUAUUUUUA